UCACACGCACACACACACACAGAAAAAAUGAAAGGAGAGACGCAGUCGCACCACCACAGAAGCACCCCGAAGAUAGUCCUCCUCGUCACCAUCCUCUUUGCCCUCCUUAUCAUCAUCUCCCUCUACAACCCUUUCCUCUCUCAGCCCCUCCUCCUCCUCUCCUCAAGAACCACGUCCUCCUCCUCCUCCUCCUCCUCCUCCUCGGACGAUGCCGUUGUCGUCGCCCGCAAAGAAGAUGACCUCGCUGUUGACCCGAGAGCGGCAGAGACCUGCGACAUAUUCACGGGGGAGUGGGUGCCGAACCCGAGGGCGCCGUACUACACGAACAAGACCUGCUGGGCGAUCCACGAGCACCAGAACUGCAUGAAGUACGGGCGGCCCGACGACGGGUUCAUGAAGUGGCGGUGGAAGCCCCACGGCUGCGAGCUCCCCCUCUUCAACCCGGCGCAGUUCCUGGAGCUGGUGAGGGGCAAGUCCAUGGCCUUUGUGGGUGACUCCGUGGCCAGGAACCAAAUGCAGUCCAUGAUUUGCCUCCUUUCUAGGGUGGAAUAUCCGAUCGAUGUCUCGCACACGCCGGACGAGAACUACAAGCGCUGGAGGUACUUGACCUACAACUUCACGCUCGCCAACUUUUGGACGCCCCACCUGGUCAAGUCCAUGGAGUCGGACCCAAACGGGCCGAGCAAGACCGGCCUCUUCAGCCUCCACCUCGACCAGGCCGACGACAAGUGGACGUCCGAGGCCGGGGAGUUCGAUUACCUGAUCAUCUCUGCCGGACACUGGUUCUACCGGUCGCUGGUGUUUUACGAGAACAGCAAAAUUGUGGGGUGCCAUUUUUGCUUGCUAGAGAACGUCCCGGACUUGACCAAAUUCUACGGCUAUAGGAAGGCGUUCAGGACGGCAUUCAAGGCCAUUAACGGGCUCAAGAACUACAAGGGCAUCACCUAUCUGAGGACCUACACACCUUCUCACUUUGAAGGUGGGAUUUGGAACCAGGGCGGUAAUUGCCUGCGGACGAGACCGUCCCGGAGCAACGAGACCACACUUGCCGACGAGAACCUGGAGCUGUACAUGAUCCAAGUGGAGGAGUUCCGGAAGGCCGAGCAGGAAGGGAGGGAGAAGGGGCUCAAGUACCGGCUGCUCGACACGACGCAGGCGAUGCUGCUUCGGCCCGACGGCCACCCGAGCAGGUACGGGCACUGGGCGCACGAGAACGUGACCCUGUACAACGACUGCGUGCACUGGUGUCUGCCGGGGGCGAUCGACACGUGGGGCGACAUCCUGCUCGAGAUGCUGAAGACCGAGGGCCGGAGGUCGAGGGAAGAGAAGCUCCGGUUCAGCGACCGGAAGUUGAAGGCCUAGCGCACGCAAUAGUCCUAGUACAUAAGUUUAAUCUGUCGAUUGGUAAUGUCACUUCUUUGUUGGGGAAGGGAGAUUGGAGAAAU
Molecule: messenger RNA, 1445 nt
Organism: Rhodamnia argentea
Lineage: Eukaryota; Viridiplantae; Streptophyta; Magnoliopsida; Myrtales; Myrtaceae
Product: protein trichome birefringence-like 19
Exons: 2
Coding region: 28-1362 (444 amino acids)
Cellular component (GO): Golgi apparatus
Molecular function (GO): O-acetyltransferase activity
Source: RefSeq, a predicted model, not a curated record